This is a messenger RNA of Pseudophryne corroboree (corroboree frog), 1446 nucleotides long. Its product is annotated as zinc finger protein 84-like. Lineage: Eukaryota; Metazoa; Chordata; Amphibia; Anura; Myobatrachidae. The transcript is spliced from 4 exons. Bases 1 to 1446 code for a protein of 481 amino acids. Gene Ontology annotation, cellular component: nucleus. Gene Ontology annotation, molecular function: RNA polymerase II transcription regulatory region sequence-specific DNA binding; DNA-binding transcription factor activity, RNA polymerase II-specific. Gene Ontology annotation, biological process: urogenital system development; embryo development; regulation of transcription by RNA polymerase II. The record is from RefSeq and is a predicted model, not a curated record.
AUGAGUCUCACAGGAGAGAAACCACAUCUGUGCUCUGAGUGUGACAAAUGCUUUACAUAUAAAUCACAGCUUCUCAUACAUCAGAGGAAUCAUACAGGAGAGAAACCAUUUAUCUGUUCUGAGUGCAGCAAAAGUUUUCCCCAAAAGUCAUCUCUUGUUAUGCAUCAGAGGAGUCACACAGGAGAGAAACCAUAUACAUGUUCAGAAUGCAGCCAAUGUUUUCUCUGCAAGUCAAAUCUUGUGCAACAUCAGAGGCUUCACACAGGAGAGAAACCAUUUACAUGUUCUGAAUGCCGCCAAUGUUUUCUCUGCAAGUCACAUCUUGUGGCACAUCAGAGUAUUCACACUGGAGAGAAACCAUUUACAUGUUCUGAAUGCAGCAAAUGUUUUUCCCGAAAAUCAUCUCUUGUUAUACAUCAGAGGAUUCACACAGGAGAGAAACCAUUUACAUGUUCUGAAUGCAGCAAGUGUUUUCUAUGUAAGUCAAGUCUUGAGAAGCAUCGCUGGACUCUCACAGGAGAGAAACCACAUCUGUGCUCUGAGUGUGACAUAAGAUUUACAUGUAAAUCACAUCUUCUCACACAUCAGAGGAGUCAUACAGGAGAGAAACCAUUUACAUGUUCUGAAUGCAUAAAGUGUUUUUCCCGAAAGUCAUCUCUUGUUAUACAUCAGAGGAUUCAUACAGGAGAGAAACCAUUUAAAUGUUCUGAAUGCGACAUAUUUUUUCCCGAAAGUCAUCAUCUUGUGAAACAUCAGAUGAGUCACACAGGAGAGAAACCAUUUACAUGUUCUGAAUGCAGCAAAUGUUUUUCCCGAAAGUCAUCUCUUGUUAUACAUCAGAGGAUUCACACAGGAGAGAAUCCAUUUAAAUGUUCUGAAUGCGAGAUAUGUUUUUCCCAAAAGUCAUCUCUUGUUAUACAUCAGAGGAGUAACACAGGAGAGAAACCAUUUACAUGUUCUGAAUGCAGCAAAUGUUUUCUAUAUAAAUCACAUCUUCUCACACAUCAGAGGAUUCAUACAGGAGAGAAACCAUUUACAUGUUCUGAGUGCAGCAAGUGUUUUUCCCUAAAGUCAUCUCUUGUUAUACAUCAGAGGAUUCACACAGGAGAGAAACCAUUUACAUGUUCAGAAUGCAGACAAUGUUUUCUCUGCAAGUCACAUCUUGUUAUACAUCAGAGGAGUCAUACAGGAGAGAAACCAUUUACAUGUUCUGAAUGCAACAAAUGUUUUUCCCAAAAGUCAUCUCUUGUUAUACAUCAGAGGAGUCACACAGGAGAGAAACCAUUUACAUGUUCUGAAUGCAACAAAUGUUUUUCCCAAAAGUCAUCUCUUGUUAUACAUCAUAGGAGUCACACAGGAGAGAAACCAUUUACAUGUUCUGAAUGCAACAAAUGUUUUUCCCGAAAGUCAUAUUUUCUUAUACAUCAGAGGAUUCACACAGGAUAG